AUGGAAGGAUGGAAUAAUAUUGACAACGCUUUACACAUUUAUGAAAAUCAUCUCUGCCAUGAUUUACCUAUAGAAGGGUUGUUAACUGAAAUCAAGAAUGAGAAUUUAAUAUCAGAGGAGGAGUACCAAUUGAUCAAUUCAAAGUCAUCUCGAAAACAAAAAAACAGAACGCUGUGCAGUAUGUUAAAGUCCAAGAAAGAAAAGAAAACAAACAUGACUUCCUUUUGCAAUUUAUUAUGUAUGCAACCAGAACCUAAAAUACAAAACUGCGGUUGGAUUUUACAUGAUGUGGCUAAUGAUCCAGUUGGGCUGAAUUAUAUUCGCGAUUUCAUUUGCGCAUUACAAGAAGGAAAAUGUAAGAACAAUCUUAUAAGAAUUAUGAUUAUCGGACCAGAAAAUGUAGGUAAAACAACUUUACUCAAAGUGCUAAUUAAGCAGUCACUAUUGGCUAAUGAAGCACCAACACAAGUAGCUAGUGGUAAUCAUCCGCUAAUAGAAUUGAUUACAUUCGAUACUGGUGAUAUGGUGAAGACUGGAUUGGGCACUCUCGCUGAUAGUAAAGUUGGAUUAGCAGUUCUUCAAUCGCCAUCUUUACAAGUUACAAGACAGACCUUAUCCAAUAUGAAAUCGCAAAGAACGAAUGUAUUCGAUAAAUUACUUCGCAGCAAGUAUAACAAACUUAGACCGAAACUUUCUAAGAUACAAGAGGCAAAUACAGAUAGUAAUGAAAAGAUUAAUGACGCUAUACAACAAAGGAACAACUCAAAAUCAGAUAUAACCUACUAUGCAAGAAUGAAUGAAUGGUUAUCAUCUGUACAUGGAUGCAAGGGGUUAAGCCAUGGUUUAGAGGGUAAUGUUAGAAAUGAGAUUACGAUCGAUGGUAAAAAUUAUGAAUUGCCUAUUGUCAUUGUCAUCGGUAGUCAUGCAGAUAAGAUUGUAGCUAAUAAUGAAGAAGAAAAAAAUAGAAAAAUACAAGCAGCUUAUAACAAGAUAUCACAUGAAUUUGGCCGUAAGGCCUUUUCCAAACAUCUAUACUUAUCACACUUAGCUAUGAAUGGUGAUGGCAACGAUAACAGCAAAGCAACUCAAGAUCUAAGAGACGAGAUACGUAAACGGUUAUGUCAAACCUUUACUAAAAUUGCAGAAAAAUUACCAUUUAUAACGGAUCCUAUUCCAGUUCGAUGGUAUGAAAUCAUUCAAAUACUUCGUGGAGAAAGAGAAGAUAAAACAAUAAAGAAGUUACUUACUAAAACACAAGUUAAAGACUUGAUAGACAAACAUCAUCUAUCUAAGCAAGGCGAGAAGUUAGAUAGUUUAUUAUCUUACUUGCAUAAUAUCGGACAAAUUGUCUAUUGCGAUAAAGACGAGAUUCUGAGUAAUUGGGUCGUAUCGGAUAUUGAUUGGCUAAUUGAGAUUUCUCGAUGUUUGCAGAAGCGUAAAUGGAAUAAUGGCAGAGUUAAACUAUAUCAAAACUGCGCUUCAUUUCGAAUUAGUCCUGGUAUUGAUUUGAUUAUCGAUAAGUUAUCAACGGUCAUAGGCUUACAAUUAGUUUAUCGACACCCAAAUUUAAAAUCUAAAGAAGUAAGAAGAAGGCUAACUGAAACAGCCGUUGAGCUCAAUGUUAAGGAUGUAAUUGAAUCAGCUUUAAGAAUCAUUCUUACUAAAUGGAUGCCAAAUAUGAGUCAUAUACGAAUAAAAGUGAGUGUUAAGUGUCCGCGUUGUGGAGAGUUAGUAAAUAUCGAAGAUGGAUUAAGUGAUGAUAAAUCAUUUCUGGAUUGCCUUAAUUGUGAAUGUACCUGGCUUUCCUCGUACCAAUUAAAGCCUUGGUUAGAUAAAAUUCCAGUCGAUGCUUCUAGCGAUAACGGAGAGGAUACUCCUAUGUCGUUAACAGAGGAAGAGGGUGCAUCAAAAAUACCAAAAUGUAAGAUCAGCGGAAUUGGAAUGUUGGAAAUACAUAAACAAAUCUUACGCAGCCACUACGUCAAAAUUAUUGGGGAAUGUCAAUCAAGCGUCAAGCCUAUUUGUAAUCACUUAUACGGUCGAGAAAUUCUAACAUUUUAUCUAAAGGAAAUCAUUCUAUGCCAGCCAACCGAUUAUGAAAAAAUGGGAAAAUUGUUGGAUAUUUUACAGGAAUGUGGUAAUCGAGCAUUUGGUGUAUUUUGUGAGGUUCUAUCUACCAUUAAUUCGCCAGUGAUAAAAAUCUUAGAAAAUGCGGAAAGGGAAAAUGGAAAGGAACCAAAAGGAAACUAA
Messenger RNA from Trichoplax adhaerens, 2250 nucleotides. RefSeq lists its product as uncharacterized. The coding region runs from base 1 to 2250 and encodes 749 amino acids. The transcript is spliced from 7 exons. NCBI's taxonomy places the organism in Eukaryota, Metazoa, Placozoa, Uniplacotomia, Trichoplacea, Trichoplacidae. The record is from RefSeq and is a predicted model, not a curated record. Gene Ontology annotation, biological process: regulation of apoptotic process. Gene Ontology annotation, molecular function: protease binding; death domain binding.